AUGUCACUGCAUGAUUCCAACUUUCGGACGGUGGCCUCUUCUUCGAAUCCCGAUAUCCCGUCCUCCUUCAACCCAUCAUCUCCAAGAAUACACAGUCGCGUAACACAUGUCACCGCAUCUGAUACACGAUUGCCUUCUCUGGGUGACGCCGAUUUCACGUGUUUGAGAUCCCCAUCUACCGGCUUCCCGCAUAGAUUUUGCUCGCAGGCAAACGUGAUCCGAGGUCAGCCACCAUUGCGCUCCUCAAACAACGGUCUCAACGCGCGCGAACUGGUCAGGAAUGUAGAUGAUUUCAUUGAGUUGGAUCUCGGCACCCGUUCGUUGGUCCACUCAGAUGGAGACGUCAAUAUGUGUUCGCAACUUUCCUUUGACUUGUAUCCCUUCACCUUUAAUCACUCUAUGGCAAUAACCCAACCUCAUCGCUCUUCAUGUCCUGCGUCUGCUACGUCGGCGUCGGUUCCCCACUACUCUUUCUCUUCUUGCGACACAUAUUAUGAUUCCUGGCUCGCGCAUUCCAAACAAAACGGUUGUUCCCGGUGCAUUACCAGCUCUCAGGUUUCAGCUCCUGUGGAUUUCGAUCCCGUGGUUCAUUUCCAAGCCCGCAUCCCACAAAGGGCACCUGCGCACCGUGAGUCGGAGGCACCGCAUCCUUCAAACCCUCCUGCGGUUUCCACUUCACUAACAUCCGCUGCACCACCGUCGUUUUCCCCACCUGGGUGCAAUGACCGCACUGCUUCCCCCGGUCUCGAUAAACUUCCCAACACGGAGCGUGCUGCCUCACAAGACUCCCCUGUUUUGCUGAUAGCCACGUCAAAUCCACCAACAUCCUGCGCCUACGCAAUAUGCGAUAAUUCCGCUGUGGCUGGUCAUUCAUCCAUGUUACUUCAAACAUGUGACUUGGCAGUCGGGGGCUCACUUAUCUGUACAGUUGUUAAUAUUCUGCGUGGAUUGCGCCUUCUAGACAGGUGUGGCCUAGAGGAUCUCUGCACCAAUCUGUACGGGCUUCAGCAUCUCCAACCAAAGCUGCAUGCUUGCAAUCACCUUAGUGUUUCUCAACUGAAUGAAAAAUAUUGUGCAGAUCCCUGUGUGACACGCUCAUCCUCCUUCACUUCACCUGCCCUCAUCUCCCCAAGACGCUCAAUUCUUCCAAGGGAUAAUUUUCACAGCGUUGACUCUCAAAAAUCUGUCAUCUCUUCUUCUGUCUACCCACACAAGGCGUUGGGGUGCAUUGCCCGUUUUGUUUUGGCAUGCAGCCUUUAUGGUUCUUCCCUUCCCCAGGCUUACAGCCGAUUCUCUUCACCAUCUACUUCGCGAGGGCGUCCCUCUAACGAGCUAUUCGCGGAUGAUCCCGGUACCAGCGUUGCUGCCACGCCCCGCCUUCGCAGUGCCGACUGGAAACGAGGUUGCUCUUCAAAUUUAGUAACGCUGCUUUCAUCCGUCCCCUCAAGUGGGCUGAAACGUUCAUCUGUGGCCAUCAAUCGGCUCUUGGCUGGACGCUUCCUUCCUGGGCCAAACGGUUGGCGCAGUGCCUGGCCUCAUUCAUCCUGUUCGCCAAAUUCUCAGGCAUCUGACACUGAGGAACUCGCUCGAUGGAUAUCUUGUUGGAUCCGCUGCGGCGCCGUGAUUGUUUUGGCUGAACUUCAACAGCCCAGUGGGGAUACCAUAAUGAACAACUGUCACAUAUCGGAUAACGACGGCGGGGUGUCCGAAUUGGUAUGGCAGCAUCGGUUAGUAUAUGGAAUCUCAAAGCAAAAUGAAGUCUUCCUCUCGAACCCUACGGAAUUGGCUUCCGUGAAAUAUGUACUACAGCAGCUGUCUGUGCAAACCACUAUACACCUCGAAAAACGUCACUUGGCUCAAUUGUGGCAUGAACACAAUCGGUAUCAUGUAAACGGUUUGGAUUCGUCACCUACACGACCGCUCAUUGGCUCCAUAACGCCGUAUUGCUCUGGAGACUUUUCUGUGCUCGCUUGUCAACAGGACUGUCGUUGGAAUGAAAUGAACGUUUUGGGUCAAGUUUUGCAAACACUUCGGAGCGUAGAAAACGAAAAGUUUCAGAGAAGUACAUGUUCCUCCGUCAACAGUUCCACCUCGGUGCACUCAUCUCCCUCAGAAGAGGCUUGUCUAUCCCCGACCAUUGUGAUCCCCUCGUCCCAGUCCCCUGGUUUCAGCGUGUUUCUGGCAAAAUCGGAUUGGAAGCUCGUGCAUGCGCUGUAUCAACCCGUGCGUCGAUUUGACUAACUGAUCGCAUCUGAGAUUCCCGACAUGUGUGCCCAUCUCACAGGACUUAACAUGGGUUCGACCAUCGUUUCACUGUCGUAAUACAUAACACAUCCGCCGCGUCGAUCUGAGGUACUUUAUCAUCACUCUGCUUUUGUCUUCCGAUUGUGUACAGUACCUCAUUUUGCUCCAUUCAACCACUUACUUUCUCUGCUUUCAAUAAUCUCCGGAUCUUCUGAUUUACAGGUACCCCCACAUGCUUCGUCCUAUGUCGGUAAAACGGCAUUCUCUUCCAUUUUUUCCUACAUGAUCGACGGCUCUAGCAGUCUUCUUUAUAGGAUUUCAAGAGACUCUCCUCAAAGCUACUCGACUUAAUGUUCUCGUCUUCUGUGUAAGAAUUUUAAAAACUUUUGGUGUGGUCUUUCGCCAGUGUAGCUGGGCAACGUCUGACACAUAUGGGCGCUAAUAAAGUAAUUGUUUUAUAUUUUUCUG
Dicrocoelium dendriticum is the source of this 2712-nucleotide messenger RNA. NCBI's taxonomy places the organism in Eukaryota, Metazoa, Platyhelminthes, Trematoda, Plagiorchiida, Dicrocoeliidae. The record is from the annotation of a GenBank genome assembly.